AUGUGGGCCAAGGGGCUGUGGGCGCUGCUGGCCGCGCUGCGGGCGGGCUGGUGCCUGCUGCCGCAGGCCGGCUACCUGCACCCCGACGAGUUCUUCCAGUCGCCCGAGGUGAUGGCAGGAGAUAUUUUAAACCUACAGGUCUAUUAUCCUUGGGAGUUCCUUUCCAGCUCUCCUUGCAGAACAGUUGUUUUCCCAUUAAUGACAUCUGGAGUUACCUACUGGGUGAUCAAGUCUUUGCAGCAGCUGGACAUAUGUUCAAGUUGCAUCAACAGCUACACCCUUCUUGUAUCACCUCGCCUUCUCUUUACAAUCUUUUCUUUCAUACUCGACUAUAGUGUUUAUCGAUUAGCUCCUUUCUGGGAAGCAGAUCCGUGGAAAGCACUGGUACUUCUUGCUGGAUCGUAUGUCACUCUGGUAUUCUAUACAAGAACGUUUACCAACACACUUGAAGGACUUCUCUUUGCUCUUCUGAUGGUGUUGGUUUCCUCAAGGAAGUCUGAUGGCAGCUUAGCGGAGCCUACAAGCAGCCCUCUCAUAGGUAUUGUAAUGACUGCUGGGUUUUUCAACAGGCCAACCUUUUUGGCAUUUGCUCUCAUGCCCCUGCUUUACUGGGCAGGUUUCAUUGUUGACUCUCAAAAGAGCAUUAAAACUGUCAUAAACCACUUUUUGAAGCUUGUCCUAUGCGCAUGUUUUACUGCCAUUGUUUUCAUAACGGCCGACACCUUCUAUUUUACCUCUGUGGGCUUAGACAACCUCUAUGGCAUUAGGAAGAGCAGCCUAUUUGAUGUGAUAGGUCAAUUAAAUGAGAAAAUGAUAGUAACCCCUUUCAAUUUUCUCAGCUAUAAUCUUAAUCCUCAUAAUCUUGCACUGCAUGGAAGUCACCCACGAGUUACACAUUUUACAGUCAAUGGAAUAAUGCUCUUUGGGAUCUUACAUAUUCUGGCCAUUGGUGCUGGUUUUAAAAUGUUAAAGAAAUAUAUCCAUCAAUUAAUACGGGUCAAAUCACAUUACCAUGGGUCAUCUGGGCUAUUAGUACGUUCUGAGGGCAAUCCAACAUUACUGCUGUUUUAUUUUGUUCCUUUGGCAUUUCUCUCCCUAUUCAGUCACCAAGAACCUCGGUUUCUCAUUCCUCUCAUCUUGCCAUUAGUCCUGUUCAGCACAUCACAGAAGAGAGCUGUGAAGUGGAAACACGUCAUUAUUAUUUUCAAUGUUCUCGGGGCUUUGCUGUUUGGGUGCUUACACCAGGGAGGACUGAUACCAUGUUUGUUUCACUUGGAGCAACUCGUGCAUUCUCCAGAGUCCUCAAACCAUCCAAGACACUAUACUUUACUCUUUGCUCAUACCUACAUGCCUCCUAGGUCUCUUCUUAAUAUCAAGAAGAGAGACACGCAUAUAGAAGUCAUUGAUAUGGCUGGGUCUGAAGAAGAAACCCUCUGCCGAACAGUAGAGCAGCGAGCAAACAAUUUUACCUGCAGUGACUGUCAUGUUUUUGUUAUAAUCCCUGGUACAGUCAGAGCCACAAUUACAAAAUGUGGUGUCUUGUUCAAGAAUGAGACUUUGAUAUUUCCACACUUAUCAAUGGAAGACCCACCACAAAUACCCUUCCUAUUCAGUGGACACUGGAGAAGUCAGCUAGGACUAUACAUCCUUCAGGUAGACAGAGAUCAGCAAAGCCUUUAG
Gymnogyps californianus (California condor) is the source of this 1680-nucleotide messenger RNA. It is a transcript of the gene PIGZ, whose product is annotated as phosphatidylinositol glycan anchor biosynthesis class Z. Lineage: Eukaryota; Metazoa; Chordata; Aves; Accipitriformes; Cathartidae. Gene Ontology annotation, molecular function: alpha-1,2-mannosyltransferase activity. Gene Ontology annotation, biological process: GPI anchor biosynthetic process. Gene Ontology annotation, cellular component: endoplasmic reticulum membrane. The coding region runs from base 1 to 1680 and encodes 559 amino acids. The transcript has 2 exons. The record is from RefSeq and is a predicted model, not a curated record.